AUGGAGUGAAACCAUCCACAAGGGAAUGUCAUGUUCUGAGAUUAGAAAUUAUUUACCGGAACGUCACCUCAUCAAUAGGCAGGCAGGUGUGGUUCUUCCGAGAGGUUCCCUGUAGUGCACGAAUGGCUUUUGUGGCUUUACAGCAGUUCUUCUCAUGUUUUGGACUUACACAAAUAAGGUUGAUUUGAUGGCUGAGAGAGCCAGCUAGAAUAUGCGAUCAACCUUCUUGUCAAAUGCCCCCCACGGAACAUGAUAUGCCGAUCGACACUUUUUCGUAAACCCACCACCAUCCCGAUGCUCCGGCCACACAGAGGGAUUUGCAAUCCCGACACUUGGGCCCCCACUCAAAGCUGACUCGGUGGAUUUCACUCGAUCCAGAUCACUGUAAUUCAACUCCCAAUUACGGCUCCGAACAUCAGCACUCGUGUCAUCUCGAGUCAUUCAUCACUCAUGAGUCAUGACACAUUGAAUCAAACGAUGAUUGAUCGACACUUUUGAGUUCACGACGGACCUGGAGCCAUGAACGAGGUCGGAACGAACUGCGAAAAGCUACAGCCGUGGAAACCAUAAACUUGAAAGACGCACGGAGCCGAGUGCUGGUCUCACCAUCCACAUAUCUUCUCCGAAACUCGUGCAUUUCCAACAACCAGCGGCAUCAUUCCUCUACGAAAUCAAUUCCUUUCGCUUCCCCUCGUAUCUUGGAAAUAUCGUCUGCUGUAGAUUUGAAAAUUCGAGUGGCCACAUAGUUGUCAUGUCAGAGCUGUCCGAGGUCACGCGUCAGGCAUUACGAUCUGAAGGGAGAAAUUCAUAUCCAGAGCUUGGGGCCCAAGGUCACGUAUUGACUUAUCGUCCCCAAAAAGGAAAGCUAGGUUUUCAGCCUUGGUCUACUCGAAUCAUGACGACCAAGCUCACGUGUCAUCUAAAUCUUUCGACCAGGGACUUGGAUGAUGAGCAGAAACCAUGAUUUUAGCUCGUCACAACACACCAGCCACCGAUGGGUUAGAAAAUUGAUGAGCCGUUUUAAUGUGAUCGAGACAUGGGUGCAGCAAACGUGUGAGCUAUUUAGAGUUUGCAGAUCCACAUGUUGGAUCUUUGUUCGUCACGAGUGGCUACUUCAUGAAAAAAUCCUUCCUCAUGCGAGAGAGACAAAGCUGUCCACUCCAACACAAUCAUUUCUGAACUCGAUUCGAGCCUCGACGUCUAGUCUCGUCUCGUCUCGUCUCGUCGUCUCGUCGUCUCGUCGGGACAAUCUCUUCCACGACAUUGGACAAAGCGAUAGGCGAUGAUUACCGCUCGAUACCCUAAUCCACUUUUUCUCGUAGCGGAGGACACUCGGAGGCAGCCACAGACGAAGGGGAGAAGAAAGCGUGACGAGCUUCAUAGCGGGAGAUACAUGUGCAGGAUGAGGCAGGAGACCAGAUGUCGUCAUGGAGAUUGCGCUGAAUAAGUAGAGGUUAACGGAGAUAGUUCGGAUAGAAGCGCAAUCUCUGAUGAGAAGGAUGAUGAAGUGAGAGGCCCGUACAUGCCUCCGGAGGACUCGUUGACUUGGACAUUCGGUCGGGUCCACAUGCUUGCAAUCUUGCUGGAUAGUCGGGCAUUCCUACGAGCCAGAGCAGAGCACUCGCGACGGGACGAGGAGGAUUUCUUUCGUCGCUUCAGGUGGUUGUGUGCCUGCCUGCCUGCCUGCUGUAGUGGUUGACCAGUAGCGUGAAGAGAGAGACCUCUCUGCAUCGCGACAGCUACUCGGUCGAGAAGCGUUUCAUUGAAUGCCGAUUGAGCUUCAUGGCUUUCGAGCAUGAAUCAUGUCACAUGAUUCAUGUGGCAUCCUGCACAUGCUCAGCAGGUGACUCGCUGCGUGGUCGAAAGUCAACACGAUCAUGAUCUCGAUAGGUCUGUGUUUGUUACGUUUCACCUUUUGACAUAAAUGCGCCAGAAUCUAUUAUCCGAGCAAGUUACUCCGAGAGCUGGAGGAUACUUUCUAGAUUUGGCAGUUGAUGAAAUCACUCACCUGACAUCUACUCGAGUAUGAGCGAGAGGAAUCGAUCGGGAAGCAGAACGUUCGAUUUCGAUUUCGAUCCGGAGAAGCUCGUCGGGUGGUGGGAAGCAAUAAUGAUGGGAAAUUGGGCCUUGGGUCGAAUGAGCAAUGCGCUAUGCCUGAGGUAAUGUCUUAACCCUAGAGACUGAGAGAGUCUUGACUUUGAAUGACUUCGAGAUCCAAAAUUAUUAGCUCCUUGGGCAGAGAGUUUUAGGCAGCGGUGGUGGUGAUGAGAGGAAAUCGGACGGGCUAUGGUGUGCUUCAACAAUCUAAAAGUAGGGCAUCGACUCUCGGGUUGAACUCGAGAGUUGUUGAAUUGGUCGAAAAUUGUGUCUCCGGCUGUGGCACUUCGAGUCACCGAGGAUCCCAUGGAGCUGAGAUGAAGCCUCGAGCGUGGUGAAAUGACAAAAUCACAUUCUAGCGGGCAGAAGGCAGCGCCAUCCGCUGUCGAAUCUGCCAGCCCAGGCUCGGAGAAGCAGAGGAGAUCGCUUAGGGUACAACAAUUAUCUCAAUUUGCAUUGGAUGAGUCCUUGAGGAAAAGAGUGAGCUCCUCCUCGCGCAAGAGGACACAGACAUUAAAUGUGGGUGGCGGGAUCGAUAGAAGCUCAUCAAAAUCUAUCCGAUUUGAGAGCACGAAGACCGCCGAUGCAACGAAGGUACGAACUGCUGGAUCCAAGAGUUCAACCAACCGCACCACCUUUUCAGAGCUCGACGAUCCGUUACAGCCCAACAGCAGCUGUGCAUUGAAUUCCUCCAUAGCUACCGAGGAGGAUGCAGGAGAUCCACCCGCCUCCGGCAGCAGUAACUCCCAUGCUUACCGGAGGUUGGAAGCAAGCUUCUUCCACUGCGAUGCUCUGGAACUGGCCCCCAUGCUUCUGGGCAAGCUCCUCCGCCGAGAUGAGGUCAUAUUGCAAAUCACUGAGGUCGAGGCAUACAGACCGAACGACACCGCAUGCCACGCCCGAGUGGGCAAGACCGCUCGUACACAACCUUUGUUCGGGCCUGCAGGGCAUGCAUAUGUCUACCUUUGCUACGGGAUGCAUGUGAUGCUGAAUGUGGUGGCUGACCGUGUGGAUGUUGGAGCAGCCGUGCUUAUCAGAGCAUGCUCUCCGGUGGCAGGAAUUAAAACCAUUCAGACCAGGAGAGGACAGGUUACCGAGAAGCCAGUGCUGCUCACAGGGCCAGGGAAGGUUGGCCAGGCUCUGGGACUAACGACGGAGUGGACGAAUCAUCCUCUUUACAGCCCCGGAGGAUUGGAAAUUUUGGAUGCACCAAAAGCAGAAAAGGUGCUCGUCGGCCCCCGAGUGGGGAUCGAUUACGCCGAACCACGUGAUGUUGCUGCUCUGUGGCGCUUUGCUCUGGCCGAUACACCCUGGGUCAGUGCUCCUCGCUCCACUCUGAGACCUAUAUCCGACGAGUAAAUUCCUGGCACAAGAUUCUGCCCUCCUGCUUUUGUCUUUCUCGCAUCUCGGAUCAGGAAUCUUGUGCCUGCUCUCGUCGCUCUUGCCUGUGGAAGUGGGGAGAUCGAUUUUCUCGGAUCCUAGCCGGAUAGGAAGGGGGUGCAAUGGCCGAGACCUCGAUUUCCCGCCCCUGCAAGCAAGCCAGCAAGCGCAUCGAGGUUCCGAAUGCUAGACUUUGUUUAGAUGCCAGUGCUAGCUAGACUUGAUAUAAUUUUGAGCUCAUCAUGAACCUGUUGCAAGCGAUAGAACACUUUGAAUAAAAAGACGGCGCUUGGAGAUUGUUAGAAGAAGAAACAGAAGGCAGCUGUCACAUGCACUGGACCACAGGAAUGAUGACGCCCUACAUGCUCUGAAAGGCAGGUCCACGUAAAAAAGUGAUGGAGGAUGACUCAUGCCUCUAUCUCACAUCGACGACUCGUACGAACUGCUUUAAUAUGCCACUUUGAAAUACAAUCGCCCGAGACGCUCAGCUUAGCUCGAAUCACAUCACUAGCUCAAUAGUCAAGGACAAUCUCCUUUUCCCUUCACUGAACCGUAAACAGGGGUCCACUGUUUCGAUGACUGCCAUGGCCGCAUUUAUGACGCAUUCCAUUCUGCGCUCCGCUUCGCUUCACUUCACUUUACAUCCCUUCUCUUCACUUCACUGCGACUUUCUGCAUAUUCUCUACUGUUACACGGUAGAUCAAAAUUCGUAGCUGGAAAUCUCUCGCUUGAGACUCUCCAGAUAUAUCUGUGCUCGAAGAAGAGCUUGGGAGUUCACAUUAGCUUCGGAAGGACGAACGGAAGGGAUGCAAUUUGCAGGUUCCAGGGACGGCUCGUGGAGCCCGCUUGCAUCAGCCCUGGAGGCAUCUUUGCAUUUAAUCUUUGGGCUUUGGAUGACAGCUUCAGAUGCGAUAAGCUCAUAGGCCUACUAAGAGGACGACGAUCAGGAAAGGGAAUGAAGAGUUGCAGCGCCCCACCAACUAAAGCAUAGUUCGUGAAGCAAAAUCCGACAGAUAGAGUUAUGGUGGAAGGCCGGAUGCAGGCAUCUGCACCAAAAGCCGACAGGUGCAUGGAGUUGAUGACCGUGGCCAUCGCAUGCACACCUAGGUCUAAUGUCCGCAGGUAUUCAGGAUAGCAAUCUACAGCUGGCUCGCCCUGAAGCAACUCAUUUGUCUACUCUUUCGAGCUCGAGGAGAUGUUCACGUACAGAGAAGAGCACCAUUCUCUCGGUCAUCACAGAUGAAACUUUCCUGGAGAUGGCUUCAUGGACUCUGUUCAAACAGGUUGAUCAAUACUGGAAAGACCUUUGCUUAAAUAGAAGAGGAUUCGAGAGACUUUUGAGACUCGCACAAUCAAGCUUUAACUGGAGAAAGGAACUAUGUGUGCACGACCUCGAUUUCAUGCCUAGUUGUGUUGGCCAGGUCGUUUGUACUGGAGAAUGCGAGGAAAAAAUGUGAAAGCAGUAGGCACAGUUCGCAUCGUACAAUGCACGAAGAGGAUGUGCAGCUCGUGAGAAUAUUAAGUUUGUGUCGUAGACUCAAGAGGGAAUGAAGAUGCCUCCACUGCACUUUACAGAGACGGUCGACGAGUACAUUGGAGGAUUGAAAUAAUCCCAGGCUAUGAGUAGAUACUUUAGCUACAGAAUGUGCGCUUGUGUACAACAUGCAAAUGCCUGUUGUACACUACGCGCAUUUGCAUGAAGGAAUCAAGCGGAGACCAAUUACAGAAAACUAUGAAUGGCACGGAUGUCGGUAGAGAUCGAUGUCGGGCUUUGAUUACAGAUCCUGGUCUUGCCACCUUCAGGUCAGAGAUGGAAAGUACCGGGGGAUUAUAAAAUAAGCAAUUCCCUGCAACCGAACCAUGAUCACCAUAAAAUUGUAGCUGGCUUAACAUUUCUAAUCUGCGUUAAGCACGAGAGCAAGUUGAACGUGAGACUCCUGCAGAAAGUGAAACAUUUUUCUUAGCUGGACAUGGACUUCUGAAGCACUGGGUCUUGAUCGAGACAAUCAUUAAAAAUUCCUCAGACUUGUACAGACAUGCCUCCUUUUGGGAUAUAUUGACAUUAUGUUCUUUCUUCUAUCAUAUAGAUGUUCAACAAUGUCCCUCAUGGCGUCUUCCGAGUCACUAGGUCAGGUUUCACCUAAACUACAAUACAAUCUUCAAGCUCCCAUUGGUAUGUGGCGGUGAUCUGCUGAUUCUCUAGGUCUUGUUCUCUUACUCAUCUCUUACUCCCGCUUGCGUACAACCCGCAUCGGAUUCAUCCGCAGCCCAAGGGCAAAAGGUGAGAUUUGUCUAAAGAAUCUAAUUAAAUAUCACAAGCAGGAAUUAGCUACAGCAAACUCUACUCAACGCAUGAUUGAGAACAUGACGAUGUCAAGCGCAGCAGCAUCGAGUAUCUGCA
Messenger RNA from Marchantia polymorpha subsp. ruderalis, 5878 nucleotides. The record is from the annotation of a GenBank genome assembly. Lineage: Eukaryota; Viridiplantae; Streptophyta; Marchantiopsida; Marchantiales; Marchantiaceae.